Zonotrichia leucophrys gambelii is the source of this 1615-nucleotide messenger RNA. It is a transcript of the gene RSRP1, whose product is annotated as arginine and serine rich protein 1. Bases 120 to 1295 code for a protein of 391 amino acids. The record is from RefSeq and is a predicted model, not a curated record. The transcript is spliced from 6 exons. NCBI's taxonomy places the organism in Eukaryota, Metazoa, Chordata, Aves, Passeriformes, Passerellidae.
GGUUCUGGGGGCACCGUCAGUCGCUGGCGGGCGGCGGCAGCUGCGGUUCUGUCGCUCGUCUAUCGCCCUUCUAUCGCCCUUCUAUCGCCGAUCGCGGCUGGCGCAGCGGGCCCGGCGCUAUGGGGGUGACUCACGAAGCGGGGCUCUCCCCUCAGGACCCGUGCGGGGGCAGCCCGGCGGGCUGGAGCCGGAGCGCGCAGGUGCCUCAGGGGAACCAGCGCGGGGCGUGCCCGGCAGCGCCCAGCGGAACAGAGACGGGGCACUGCCGAGCCGCAGGCAGAGCCGAGGCCGAGGCUGACAGCGCGCACAAAGGCAGCGCGGGGCAGACGGCCGACAUGGCGGAGUUCAUGGAUGACCUGAGGCUGGGCUCUCCCGAGCACCGGGACUCUCCCGAGCGCCGCGGCUCCCGGCGGAGCUGCUCGGGCUCCAGCCGCUCCUCCAGCCGCUCCUCGCGCAGCUCCAGCUCCAGCAGCUCCUCGGGCCGCUCCUCGCGCAGCUGGAGCCGCUCCCGGUCCCGCUCCCGCUCCCGGCGGCGCCGCUCCCGCCGCUCCCGGCGCCGCUCCCGCUCCUACUCGCGCAGCCGCUCGCGCUCCCGCGGCUCCCGGCGCUACCGCGGCUCCCGCAGCUCCCGCAGCUCCCGUUACCGGCCCCGGCGCUACCGGCACCGCUACGGCCGGCGCCGCUCCCGCUCCUGGUCCCGCGGCAGGCCCUGCUACCGCCGCUCGUACUCGCGCAGCCGCUCCCGCUCCCGCGGCCGCCGCUACUACGGCUUCGGCAGAACCGUGUACCCCGAGGCCUACCGGGGCUGGAGGAGCCGCUCCCGCUCGCGCUCCCGGAGCCACUCACCGCUGCACCUCAGCGAGAAAGACAAGAGGGAACUCCUGGAAAUUGCAAAAGCCAAUGCAGCCAAAGCUCUGGGAACAGACAACAUUGUCCUGCCAGCCAGCCUGAGGAUCUCUGCCCCUGCCAAGGAGAUCAAAACCGAGAAGCAGGAGCGUGAGGAGGCCGCGGAGUCAGCUGAGCAACCUGGGAGUGCAGCUGAGGACGAGAGCAAGGCUGGCAUGGAGAGAGCAACCAUCCAGAGGAGCAUUUCCUUCAGCCCUAAUAACACAAUGGCCAAGCCUGCCCUGCAGAAGCCAGUGAGCCACCCUGUGGUUAAGGAGCCAGUGGUUUCUCCAGCCAGGGAGGAUGACAGGAAGGGAAGCCCCUAUGGGCAGUGGGUUCCUGUCAAGAAGGAGGAGAAGAAAACAUUCCUGAACUUCUCACCCAAAAGCUCCCUGUUCCGGGCACGCUGAGGGGAGCCCCUGGCACUGCAGCACCCUCAGCACAGAGGGACACUCACGAGGGCUUGAAGACUUGUUAAUACUGAGUAUUUAUUUUGAGGUCUUAAUUUUUGGAAUCUUAGGUUUCUCUUUCAGAUAGAGAGCACACAGAUCCAGAAGCCAAGAUGGGAAUCUUGUGUAUAUUUGUAAAUAUUUUAUAUUGCUUUAUUGGACUAGAACUUGCAGGUGGGUAACUUUUUCUAAACCAUAGUUGAGUAGCUGUUCUUUGCACACCUGGAUUUCCCUUGUGUAACUGUUUACUUCAAGUGAAUAAAGUUUAGUUUUGCACUGGC